This is a messenger RNA of Bombus huntii, 1578 nucleotides long. It is a transcript of the gene shu, whose product is annotated as inactive peptidyl-prolyl cis-trans isomerase FKBP6. Lineage: Eukaryota; Metazoa; Arthropoda; Insecta; Hymenoptera; Apidae. The coding region runs from base 109 to 1452 and encodes 447 amino acids. Gene Ontology annotation, molecular function: protein binding; peptidyl-prolyl cis-trans isomerase activity. The transcript has 6 exons. The record is from RefSeq and is a predicted model, not a curated record.
UCUUGAUAAAAUUUUGUAAUCAUUACUCAUCUCCACUGGGAUUACACUGACAGGGAAUAGUAAAAAUUAAAGUUUUAUCAGUUAGAUAAAUUGAUAUAAGUUACUAAAAUGGAAAAGUGUAUAAAUGCUUCAGAUGGAUUUACCCUCAAAGAUUUGACAUUAAAAGAUGGAAUGGUAUUUGAAGUUUCUAAUAACUGUGAGAACUUUGACGACGAAGAUUUUGGUUAUUCCACGGAUAUACCAUUAACUAAUGAUGAAGUAUUAGAUCUUUUAAAUAUGGAUGAUUUUCAAGAUGAAGAUACUUGUGAUGAUGAUAAUAUAAAUAACCGAAUUACAGUUUGUGGUAUCAGUUUUAAAAAAUUAAAAACUAAAAUGACUAAUCUUUUUGGAGAUGGAAAAGUCAUGAAAUUAAUAAAACAGGAAGGUGUUGGUACUGUUAUACCAUGUGAUGCACAAGUUAGUAUCAAAUAUAUAGCACAUUUUGAAUUCAGUGAUGAGCCAUUCGAUUCUAGUUUUGCUCACGGAGAUACAGAAACCUUACAUUUAGGUGAGGAUUCAUUAUUACCUGGUUUAGAGAUUGGUAUUACAUCAAUGAAAAAGCAUGAAAUAGCAAUGUUCCUUAUACAUCCGGAUUUGGCAUAUGGAAAAUAUGGUUGUGCUCCUCGUAUUCCACCAAAUGAAGAAGUAUUAUUCAUUGUACAUUUAACUGAUUAUGUGGAUAAUGGAUCUGCUAAGAAAUUUCAAAGCUUGUCUUUAGAAGAAAGAAGACAAUUUGCAACUGCUGUUAAGGGUGUUCAGGGUAAAUUUAAUACUGCCAAAGAUUACUUUAGUAAAAAGAAAAUUAAGCAGGCAACAAAAGAAUAUGGGAAAGCACUUCAAUGGUUAGAAGAAACAGAACUAAAAAAUCAGCAAGAGGAAGAUGAAGUAAAUAAAUUACUUUCAAGAGGUUAUAACAAUCUUGCAAUUUGCUACAAUAUGCAAAAUAUGCCACGUAAUGCUUGUAAUGCAUGCAAUAGAGUUCCUAUACCUACAUCUAAAACUCAUUUCAAUUAUGGACGGGCGUUAUUGAAAAUGGGAGAGUUUUCUAGAGCAAUGGAAAAGUUGCAGCUUGCUCUGAAGAUGGAACCUAAAAAUAUGGAGAUUGUCAAGGAAAUUAAACUUGCAAAUGAAAAACAAAGGAAGUACUUGGACAUGGAGAAAAAGCUUUGGGAAAAUUGCUUAAAAGUUAAAGAAAAUAAAAAGAAAGAGCCUUCUGCUUUUGAAAAAGUUGCAUACGAGAUCUGUAAAAGCUUUUCUGAAGAUAAUCAGGCCUUGAGACAACCACUUCCUGAAUGUUUGACCCCUGAGGAAGACAAAUGUAUACGUGAACAAGCCGCAGUUUUUGGCUUGAUUGUUACUACGCACCAAAGAUACGGUAGAGAAAUAACAUAUCUUAGCAAAGCUAAUUAUUAAAAUCUAAGCGCUACUUUAAUUAAGAUGAUAUAAUAUGAACAUAUAAAUAUAUAUAUAUAUAUAUAUAUAAAUAAAUAUUUUUGUACUCUUAUAUUAUGAAAAAGAAAUUAUAUUUCAUAAAAAUGC